This is a messenger RNA of Rhodotorula toruloides NP11, 3003 nucleotides long. RefSeq lists its product as uncharacterized. The record is from RefSeq and is a predicted model, not a curated record. Bases 1 to 3003 code for a protein of 1000 amino acids. NCBI's taxonomy places the organism in Eukaryota, Fungi, Basidiomycota, Microbotryomycetes, Sporidiobolales, Sporidiobolaceae. The transcript has 11 exons.
AUGCCCACCGCACUCACAGACACACAACCCCCACCCGUCAUCCUCGACCUCCGCAACAAACCCCUCCACCCAUCCCCUCCCCGCUCACCCUCGCCUUCCUCCGCCUCUUCAGACUCGUCAACAGACCCGCUCAUCGCUCAAGUCAUCGCCGGGUUGCGCGGGACGAGCGAGCAUGUCGUACCGGGACAGACCAGCGAGGACCGCAAGUUCGCUUACAAACGCUCGAUCCCGACCAUGACGCUCUACAGCCAGCGCGGUCUCGAGAUCUACGAGGACAUCACCAACACCAAGGCGUAUUACCCGUUUGCGGCGGAGAAGGAGAUCCUCGAGCGCUUUGGGGACGAGAUUGCGUGUAGGAUGUUUGGGCUCCCGUCGAGUGUCCUGCUGGGCGACGAAGGACCGAGCGACGGAAAGGACGACGAGGGGGAGAAGGUGUAUGAGCGAACGGGGGCGGGUAACAAGCCUGCCGACAAGGAAAAGUGGGGCGACCCCUCGGUCGGCCUGCACAACUACGGCGUCAACGGUUCCUCGAACCUCCCCGCCGCACUCAUCCCCUCGCAAGGACUGGCAGUCGAACUUGGGUCGGGAUCGCUCGACAAGACUAGGCAUUUGUUGAGGAGUAUGGCCAAGCUUUUGCAGCCCCGUAAAGGAGCGAACGAGGGAGAGGGGGUGUUGAAGGCGAUUGAUUACAAGGCGCUCGACCUCGAAGCCGCCUCGCUCCACUCGACCCUCUCGUCCCUCGCCUCAGUCGAAGGCGAAUCCGUCACGACCUCUCUCGACUCUUCCCCGCCCACUCUCGACUCCACGCCGAACGGGCACAAUGGAAAGCGCCGCGUGAGCGUCUCGGGCCUGCACGCGACGUACGACGAAGGACUGGCGUUCCUCAAAGCCCAGCAGCAGCAGCAACACCAGUCUAACGGCGCGAACGGGUUCAGUCCCUCUUCUGGCACCUCCGCGCUCUCCGACUCGCCCCUCUCAAGCCCGGAAUCCUCGCCCACCCGCCUCCCAGCCCUCUCCGAGUUAUCCGCCCUCGAAGACCCAGGCCGCCGCGCAACUUCAAUCCUCUGGCUCGGUUCCUCGUGCGGCAACUACACCCGUUCCGAGGCGGUCGAGUUCCUCAGGAACAUCGAGUUGAGGGAGGGGGAUACGAUGGUUAUUGGGAUUGAUGCGUGCGCGGAUGGACCCAAGAUCGUGCAGGCUUACAACGAUCCCGAGGGCGUCACCCGCGCGUUCAUCCUAGAAGGAGUAGACGUCGCAGGCCGGACGCUCGGGCCCGAGACAGCCAAGGUAUUAAACCAGGACAACUUUGAGUACGUCAAUAGGUGGAACGUGCAGCUUGGGAGGCACGAGGCCUAUGUUCGCGCGAAGAGCGACUUGUCGAUCCCGAUGCCUGACGGCGAGGACGUCGAGCUCUCGUCCGGCGAGUUGCUCAACAUCGAGUUCUCCUACAAAUACACCUACAGCGAAGCUCUCUCGCUCUUCCACCUCUCCGGCUUCCGACUAAUCCAACACUGGACCGACUCGUCGCACUCGCACUACCUCUACUUGGUCGAGAAACCGAGGAUGUGGUUUCCCGCGACGCCAACGAGCGCGAGUAGGAUGCUGGGCGUGAAGGAGGAGGAGGGGAGCAACGAGUAUGGAGUGCCGAGGUUGGAGAAGUGGGAGGAGAUGUGGAAGGCUUGGGAUGCGUUGAUGCUCGACAUCAUCCCGCCCUCUCUGCGGUUCACCAAGCCGAUCCCACUCCGCCACAUCCCUCUCUUCUACGUCGGCCACAUCCCCGCCUUCCGCGACAUCCACCUCUCGCGCUACUUCUCCGAACCGCUCACCUCUCCCUCACACUUCGCCGACCUCUUCGAGCGCGGAAUCGAUCCCUGCACGGACGAGCCAGACAAGAUCAAUCACUGGCAUUCGGAGGUGCCGGCUGAGGAGGAGGGGUGGCCGGCGAUGGAGGAGAUCGUGCAGUAUGAGAGGAGGGUGAGGGAUAGGGUCAGGGAGGUGUAUGCGAAGUUUGAGGGGAGGUGGGAGCGCAGGCUGGCGAGGGUCUUGAUGAUGGUCUUUGAGCACGAGAUGAUGCACUGGGAGACGGCGAUCUACAUCUGUCUCCAGGCCUGCACCUCGCUCAACAUCCCGCCGGGCAUGGCCAUCCCAGACUUUGCCUCCCUCUCGCGCCUUGCCGACCGCGAAAUCGCGCACGAGCGCGCCGUCCUCGGCCCGAACGCACGCCAACAACGCCUCACCUUCGACGCGCGGACGAUCGAAGUCGGACAUGACGACGACGACCGCGUCGACGAGCAAGUCGCCUUUGACCCGUCGCACGAGUUUGGGUGGGACGUCGAGCAUCCCCAGCGUCGUAUCGAGGUCGGCGCAUUCGAGAUUGAUGCGUUGCCGGUCACGAACGGCGAAUACCUGGACUGGCUCGUCAAGAAUGGCGGGCUGGAAGAGUCGAAACUGGUCCCGGCUAGCUGGGCCGUCAGCGAGGGUGCGAAGGUCGCGGUCAAGACGCUUUAUGGAGAGGUGCCAAUUGAGUACGCGCGCGAGUGGCCUGUCGCAGCGUGCGCGGACCAGCUCGAGCGGUUUGCGAAGGUCAGUCCGCUGUUCGCUUCGUCUUCGCUUGCGGGACAAGGGUGGUCGCCUCCCGACCUUCGGCGAGCUCUCCGUCUUCCUCCAGCAAAACCCCGUCUCGACGCCUCUCAGCAACAUCGGCUUCGAGCACCUCCUGUUCCGCCUACUCUUCCCGGCAAAGGGCGCGACGGCUCCAUCCUUCCCGGCACGGACGGCGGGUUGUGGCAGUGGACUUCGUCGCCGCUCGAGGCGUGGGAGGGGUACCACGACUCGGUGCUGUACCCUGGUUACUCGUCCGACUUUAUGGACGGCAAGCACCGCAUCGUCCUCGGCGGCAGCUACGCCUCGCCGCGCAGGAUCGUCAGGCCGACGAUGGUGAAUUGGUAUUAUGGCGACUAUUUGUUCGUCUUGGCCGGCGCCAGGAUCGCCUACGACGUCUGA